AUGCAGAAGAGGCCACCCAAGUUCGCCCAGCUUCUGUUGCUGAGCCAGAUGCUUCCACGGAAACUGGCUCUGACGCUGCCCCACCCGCUGCCACUGCCCCUGCCUCGUUGCUUUACUCUCCCGGUGGUUACUCACUCGACUCUUCCUCUGCCUUCGACUCCCCCCCUCCCAAUCCCUUCGAGCCUCCCCCCUCCCACUCCCUUCGCUGACACCCUCCCUCCCACUGCGGCUCCCGCUCCCGCUGCUACUGAGGACAUGUCCUCUUCCGAGUCGGAAUACUCGGAGGAAUUGUCAGAUGACGAUGAGGUGAAGUUUCUUGCCAGAGGCUUGAAUGCCAGUGUCAACGUCUUGGACACCUCUGAUUCCAGCGAGGAGUACAUGGAGGCUGGUGGAUUUUCCCAGGAGCAGUACUUUACUCCCAAGAAGCUCAACCCCAAGAAGAAACAGGCCAAGGAAUCGAAGAGGGAGGCUGCCCGCAAGCCAACCCCUGGUCCUAGCCGCAAGCAGCCUGCCCGCAAUGGCAAGAAGUAA
Seminavis robusta is the source of this 531-nucleotide messenger RNA. Lineage: Eukaryota; Bacillariophyta; Bacillariophyceae; Naviculales; Naviculaceae. The record is from the annotation of a GenBank genome assembly.